Messenger RNA from Doryrhamphus excisus (bluestripe pipefish), 1300 nucleotides. RefSeq names its product MIF4G domain-containing protein B. The record is from RefSeq and is a predicted model, not a curated record. Gene Ontology annotation, molecular function: translation activator activity; protein binding; RNA binding. Gene Ontology annotation, cellular component: cytosol. Gene Ontology annotation, biological process: regulation of translational initiation. Lineage: Eukaryota; Metazoa; Chordata; Actinopteri; Syngnathiformes; Syngnathidae.
UGUAUAUCACAGAAAAUACACAGUGCUAUCUCCAGCCACAAGAUGGCAAUCGAGAUUGCAGUCAUCCACAGACAGGGAAUCAUCUUGUCUUAAAUUCGUAAUACUUACUCUUUGAAUGUGUAGUACCUGCUUCGGUGGAGUGUUGAUGCAAGAAUCGCCGUGAAAUAAGUACAUAUUCGCGUAACGUUUCUCUAAACCCUGGCAGCUCUCAGGAGUAUUUUAGGUGUUUCCUGCGGCUAUGGAGAACUCCCCAGAAGACUACAAGAUCCAGUCCUUUGACCUACAGACGCAGAUGUUGCUGAAAACAGCCUUGAAAGAUCCGGGCUCAGUGAAUCUAGAGAAGGUAUCCAGCAUCAUUGUGGAUCAGUCUUUAAAGGACCAGGUUUUCAGCAAAGAGGCUGGACGCAUCUGCUAUACCAUUGUGCAGGCUGAGGCCAAGCAAAACAACGGCAGCGUGUUCCGGAGGAGCCUGCUCAACCGCCUCCAGCAGGAGUUCAAGGAGCGUGAGAAGACCAGAAGUCGGUCCUUGCAGGAGUGGGUCUGCUACGUGACCUUCAUCUGUAACAUCUACGACUACCUUAAAGUGAACAACAUGCCCAUGGUGGCGCUGGUCCUUCCUGUCUACGACUGUCUGAUGAGGCUGGCGCAACCUGAUGCUCUCAUGAAUGAAGAGGAGGUGGACUGUCUGGUGCUGCAGCUCCACCGCAUCGGGGAGCAGCUAGAAAAGGCCAACAGCCAGCGCAUGGAUGAGCUCUUCUUCCUGCUGCGGGAUGGCUUCCUGCUUCAGGAGGGCCUGACCUCUAUGGCCCGCCUGCUGCUGCUGGAGAUCCUGGAGUUCAGGGCGGGAGGCUGGGUGCUCAGCGGCACGGCACACAGGUACUACUACAGCGAAAUCGCAGACUAGGAUACUCGCCAGGACAACGGGAGUUCACCAGCAACUUUUUUUUUUUUUGAUGGACACAAAUCACCAAUGAGUGGAGAUGAUGUUGUCAAUGUGCAAUAGAUCAUAAGUUCAGUUCCUGAGUUCAUUCACUGACUUUUUUUUAUUUAUAAAAAAGUUUUAUAUAUUGAAAGCAUUCCCUCUAUGAACAUUGCUGAACAUCAGAUUCAAGCUGGUGUGAUGCUUGCUUUGUUUCUAAUGUGUGACCAAUAGUUAAAGGAGUUGUAGUUUUGAGAGAUAUUUUAUUAAAAGGUUUGAAUUUCUGUCACGUCUUGUUUUUUCAGCAGUUAUUACAUGAGGCAGCUACAGCAUAUAUGCAGGAAGAGUUUGUUUUCAUAUGAUUUAUCCAAUAAACCGUUA